AUGAAUGAUGACAAUAAUAAUUUAACAAUCGAUUCAUCAUCACCAUCAUCAUUAACAAUACCAAUAGUAGAACAAAAUGAAAAAUUAUUAUCAUCAAUGUCAACCAAUAUUCCUAUUACAUCUUCAGAAAUCAAUGACAAGGCUGUAACUCCGCCGCCAGAAGAUAAUGAAGAAAAUGUUAAUAACAAUAAUUCUUAUAAACCAUUCUUCGAUGAUGAUAACGAUAAACUUUCACCUCUUACACCACAAUCUCAGUCUACUCAAACAAUUAUUUCAACUAUUCUUGAUGAUAUUAUAGCUCAAAUUGAAUUAAAUAAUAAUAAUAAUAAUGAUGAUAAUGAUAAUAAUAACGAUAAUAAUGACAAUAAUGAAUUAAAUUCUUUACCUGUUAUUGAAGAUGAUCAAAUGGAUGUCGACGAUGAUGAAGAUGAUGAUGAUGACAAUGAAGAAGGAGAAGAAGAAGAAGAACAUGAAUAUACUGAAAAAAAUUCGUCAAUUAAAUUACAUAAAACUGAAAAAGAACGAUCAACAACAAGAACUCACUCAAGUAAAACUGAUUUAAAACCAACAACACGAACAUUACGUUCACAUGCUCGUGGAAAACGUACUUCAUCAACAUUAAUUCAAACAUCAUCUACAACAAAUAAUAAUGUUCGACGUGUAUCUAGUCGAAGAAGAGCUUUAGAUAAAAAAAUCUUAUUAGCUGCUAAUGAGAAAGAAAAAAAACGUCGAUCGAUUUCUGAGCGUUCAAAAAAAGAUAAAGAUAAUCCAACAACAAAUGAUGAUAAUCAUACAUCAAGUAAUUCAGAUGAUCAAACUUUAGAAAGUACAAAUGUUGAUAAAACAUCUAAUACAACUACAGCAAAUCCAAAUGAUGAAGUUAGUUCAUGUUCAAGUAUAGGUGCUGGUGAUGAAAGUAGCACAAGUAGUUCAACAACAAAUGUCAAACAAUCAAAUACAGCUACUGAUAUUGAUUCAUUACCACCUAAUAAACGUCGAUUGCGUGAAAGAAAUGUCGGAAUAUCAAAUACAUCUAUACCAUCAUUAACAACUGAUGCAUCUACUAAUUCAAAUUCAACAUCAGCUACAGAUAAUUCAUCAGGAGAAACAGCGCCAACACGUGAAAUACCUAUUAAUAGUAUUAAACAAUUUCUAGAAAUACGACAACAGAUUGAUAAACGUCAUGAAACAAUGUUAAAAGAUUUUGUUACACCAAAAGUUCCAAAAGAUUUUUCUGAAACAACAAUGGCAAAAAAAAAUUAUCUUAUUGCACCAUCAUUUAGUUCACAUUCAAUAACAACACCAUCAUCAAUUGGUAUAAAACGUUUAUUAGCACCAAAUGAUCUUGAUCUACAUUUAGCAGAAGUAUUUACUAAACAAGAAGAUGAAAGAUAUAAAAUGAAAAUACGUCAUCAAGUUGAAAGAGAUAAAUUAAUUUUAUCUCAUGAACAAGAAGUUUUACGUUUAUAUGGAAAUGCUACACGUUCAUCAGUAAAUCAAGAUAUACCAUUUAGUUAUUGUUCAUUAUUAAAAGAUAAUGAAGUUUAUAAUAAUCCAUCUAUACAAUUACCAGAAAAAUUAUUAAAUAAUGAUUAUACAAAUACAGAAUUAGGUAAACGUGGUAAAAAUCGUUGGAACGGACGUUUAUUUAUCAAAUGGCUUGAAGAUUCUAAUCUGAAAUACAAACGUCUUAGUUGUGAACUUAAUGAACGACAACAACUUGAAGUUAAUACACUUCAUUCAAUGCAACGUAUGGUUUGGUGUAAACAUUUACCAAAAGACGCAGCUAGUUCAUCAUCUACACGACCAAGUCAUCUUUUAAGUGUACGUUAUUUACCUAAAGUUGAAAUAAAUACUAAUUUUUGGACGAAUUGGGAAACAAGUCCAUUUUAA
Adineta steineri is the source of this 1893-nucleotide messenger RNA. The record is from the annotation of a GenBank genome assembly. Lineage: Eukaryota; Metazoa; Rotifera; Eurotatoria; Adinetida; Adinetidae.